This is a messenger RNA of Oncorhynchus keta (chum salmon), 1555 nucleotides long. Its product is annotated as actin-binding protein WASF3-like. NCBI's taxonomy places the organism in Eukaryota, Metazoa, Chordata, Actinopteri, Salmoniformes, Salmonidae. Gene Ontology annotation, cellular component: cytoskeleton; SCAR complex; lamellipodium. Gene Ontology annotation, molecular function: Arp2/3 complex binding; protein kinase A regulatory subunit binding. The transcript is spliced from 9 exons. The record is from RefSeq and is a predicted model, not a curated record. Gene Ontology annotation, biological process: actin cytoskeleton organization; positive regulation of Arp2/3 complex-mediated actin nucleation. The coding region runs from base 145 to 1281 and encodes 378 amino acids.
CCUCACAGAAAGAAUCCGGCUCUGGUGAGAUGAGGGGACAGGAUGGCAACUCGAUCGGUGGACCGCAGCUGAAUACUCCUAAAAGGACACUUUUGCGGCUGUGUGUCCCAGCAGGUGGUGUGUGGCGCGGUGUGAGGGGAGGUCAUGCCCCUGGUCAAGAGGAACAUAGAGCCCCGGCACCUCUGUCGAGGGGGGCUGCCCGAGGGGAUUGGCAGUGAGCUGGAGUGUGUCACCAACAACACCCUCUCUGCCAUCAUACGGCAGCUCAGCAGUCUAAGUAAACAUGCGGAGGACGUCUUUGGAGAGCUUUUUAGUGAGGCUAACACAUUUUAUGUGCGUGCCAACGGUCUCCAAGACCGCAUCGAACGCUUGGCUGUCAAGGUCACCCAGCUGGAUUCCACCGUGGAGGAGGUCUCUCUGCAGGACAUCAACAUGCGCAAGGCAUUUAAAAGCUCUACAGUCCAGGACCAGCAGGUGGUGUCCAAGAGCAGCACGUCCAACCCUGUGGAGGACAUGUACAACACCAGCGACAAGCCUCCUUCUCUCAGCAUUCUCUCUGCUUACAGAGAUGACCACACCGAUGGGAUGAAGUUCUACACUGACCCAUCCUACUUCUUUGACCUGUGGAAGGAGAAGAUGCUGCAGGACACGGAGGACAAGAGGAAGGAGAGAAGAAGACAACGCGAGCAGAAGCGUUGUGUUGACGGCACACUUCAGCGCGAGGUGAAGAAGGUUCGUAAAGCCAGAAACCGCCGCCAGGAGUGGAACAUGAUGGCGUUCGACAAAGAGCUCCGCCCAGACCACCGCCACCCUCACUCUCUCCACCGGGGGGCGUCGUCUGAGGGCUCCCUCUCCCCAGAGAGCAGAUAUGGUCAUGACCUGCCAGACUACCCAACUGCUCCAGGCCUUCCACAUUCUGCAUCCAACCAUGCCCUGGCUCACCCCUACCCGCCUGCAGACAUUCACGAGUCUGUAGAGCAUGAGUACCACAGCAUCGGAGUCAGUUACAGAGAAGGGACUCUCAACCGCACACACCACUCCCCACCUCUGCAUCGCUCCACUGAGAGAAUAAAUGGCACUAUGACGCUUCCACCUGCGGACUACAGUAUAAUGGAGUACUAUGCCAGUUCCGGACCACCACCCCCUCCCCCAGCCCCUCUUAUCCCAUCCGCACAGACAGCCUUUGGCUCUCCCAUGGUAUCCCCCACCCCCUUACUGGACCUAGGACAGGGGCCACAGGCUAUAGUCUCCCACCCCUACCUCCCCCAGGACCUCGUAUGAUUCCACCUCCCCCAGGUCCCCCUCCACCACCAGUACCCCCUGCCCCACCCCAACUGGCAGGUCUCUGUGACGGGAAGAGACAGGACACCCAGCCUCGAAGUGACCUUCUGUCAGCUAUUCGCAUGGGCAUCCAGUUGAAAAAGGUGCAGGAGCAGCAGGAGCAGCAGGCUAAGCGGGAGCCUGUGGGGAACGACGUGGCCACCAUCCUGUCCCGUCGCAUCGCAGUGGAGUACAGCGACUCGGAGGACGACUCCGAACUGGAAGAGAACGACUG